Molecule: messenger RNA, 6413 nt
Organism: Ctenopharyngodon idella (grass carp)
Lineage: Eukaryota; Metazoa; Chordata; Actinopteri; Cypriniformes; Xenocyprididae
Gene: ifit17
Product: interferon-induced protein with tetratricopeptide repeats 1
Exons: 9
Coding region: 227-2938 (903 amino acids)
Biological process (GO): defense response to virus; regulation of apoptotic process
Cellular component (GO): cytosol
Molecular function (GO): protein binding; GTP binding
Source: RefSeq, a predicted model, not a curated record
GAUCCAUAGAAGUGGAAACUGUCCGUCUUGCCUGCACUAAUUUCACUCCACCCCUCACUACAUCCGCCUUCUCGCCUACUGUCGUCUGAAUUCCAGGCAAGGCACGUUUCAAACGAGGCUUACUUUAGUGAAUCAGGGUUUAAUCUUACCGGCCCUAAGAUAAAGAAGUUUCAAACCUAUUUGACAAUACCAAAACGUCCUGCUCCAUUGGUAUUUUCAUGAUUUGAUGCUUACUGAAGAUGGGCGCAAAAUGAGUCUUGAAGGUGUUUUAAAAACCAAACUGCUUCAGCAGGAGUGCCACUUUACUUGGUCUCUAAGAGAAGAAGACUUUGUUCUCUGUGAUUUACUGAAUCGUCUGGAGGAACAGAUUCAGUUGGAAUCUAGAGAGCCAAGAGUAACACGAGCUUACAGCAGCUUUGGAUUUGUUCAGUAUCUCUAUGGCAAUCAGCAAGAAGCUCUCGCAAAUCUGCAGAAAUCAGUGCAGCUCGCAGAGGAAUACUACAGAGACAGUGAUGAAGCUCUUAUUGUUACCUAUGGAGACCUUGCCUGGUUGCAUUAUCAUAUGAAUGAUUUUUCUACAUGUCAGGAGUACUUGAGACAGUUAGAGAGGAUCCACACAAAAUUUUCUGAAGGAUUCACUCAUACUGUUGAGGUACUCAGGGAAAAGGGUUGGGUUUUUCUUAAAUUCUCUCACAAAUACUACAAUGCGGCAAGGGAAUGCUUUAGACAGGCCCUUGAAAUGAACCCUGAUGACAGUGAUUUAAAUACAGGCUAUGCUAUCGCCCUGUACCGCACGACCAAUGAGACCUCUGACCCUUCAGACUCGCCAACAAUAAAACAGCUCAGAAGAGCUAUACAGCUAAAUCCAGAUGAGGCUGUUCUAUUAGUGUUGCUAGCUCUGAGAAUGCUGCAUAACAGAGAUGAUGGAAAGAUGCUCGAUGCUGCAUUGCAGAUGGUGAUUAUGGCACUGCUGAAGUCCCCUGAAAACCCACAUGUCUUUAGAUACACAGCAAAAUUUUGCCGCCAAUUAGGAAACAUGGACCCUGCCAUUGCUCUACUGGAAAAAGCCCUGAUUUCUACUCCAAGCUCAGCCUUUAUACACCAUCAGUUGGCUAUGUGUUACAAAAGCAAAAAAAUAUUCCUGGAAAUGAACUAUAGGACACAUGGUAAAAAAGAGUCAUAUGAAAUACAGCAAUACCUGCAAAAGUGCAUCUAUCACCUGGAGAAGGCGGUUUCCCUAAAGCCCACUUUCAUUUAUGCCAUGGCAGAUUUAGCAGUGCAUUAUGGACAACUUGGUACAACUAGGUACUUCAAAGCUGAAAGACUGUUUGAAGAAGCAUUUAAAAUUGCUAAUGAAAAGCAAGACCUGCAGGCAGUUCAUUGUUUUUAUGGCCAAUACCAGCUCUACAGCAAAAGAUCUGAACAACUGGCCAUCUAUCAUUUCAUGGAAGGUCUGAGGUUGCAGCCAAAAUCAGAGCAAGGCAAAUUGUGUGAGAAGAACCUGAACAAGGUGAUUGAAAGGGUGAAAAACCCAAAUAACAGCGAGGUAUGUGCUAUACAAGGAUUCAUUCAUGAAGUGAAGGGUGAAAAUCUCAAGGCUGAAGAGUUUUAUGAGAGAGCCCUAAGAAAUGGGCUUGAUUUAGGUGAAAGCUGUCUUCUUAGAAAGAUGAGGAUUUGGCUCAUGAGUUUCAGUGAAACAGUAAAAUCUGUUUUAAGCCUGAUUUUUGAUGGAGGAAGUUAUAAUGAAAUUGGCAGUGGUAGGCUUAAGAGUUUCAAAGGUUCAAUGAACAAGAAGAUGGUGCACUUGGUUGAUAUUGAUAUUUGCAAUGCCAAGAGGAUUCUUAGAUGGGAAAAGCUGACUCCUGGGCCUCAUGCCAUUCUGCUUGCAUUGUGUCUGCAUGAAAGCCAAUUCACAGACCAGACCAAAGAGAUUCUUGAAAAGUUAGAGUUUCUUGGAGAGAAAUUUUGGAAUCACGUCAUUGUAGUAUUUACAGAGGGAGACUGUAGUAUAAAUGAAUAUACUGGAGCUCAGAGAAGCGUAUUAGAGUGGCUUCGUGAAAAAUGUGGACACAAAACCUACAUCUGUGGCUCUGAACCAGAAACUACAGAAAGGAGAGAGCUGUCAAAGAAGAUACAGAGGAUGAUCAGAAGAAAUAAUUCAGUGCAUCUGGUAUUACCAGAAAUUUCAGAUGGCGAUUCUAAGUCCCCUUCAGACAUUUUAAGGAAGCUAGAUGUAAAGGAUUAUUUGUUCACUCCCGAGGUCAUCUUUCAGGAGGGGCAAAGUAAAUACAGGUUACAGAGCAGCCAUGCAGGCUGGUUCCAUUGUGAGUUUACAAAGCUUGGUUUUAACAUGAAGGGUGAAGGAGAGGUGCUGUACAGCACUGUUCUUCAGGACGACGACUGUCCAGUACCUGCCAACCAUUACCAAGCAGGACCCCUGUAUGAUAUCAAAUGUGUUCAGGGUGAGCUGUCCCAACUCAGUCUACCUCACUGUGAGACCUCCAUUGAGGAUGCCUACCACUUCAUGUCAGUUGUACAUUACUCUGAUCAGAUUGUUGACGUUCUGAAACCUCAGAAUAUCACGGAAACACAUGUUACAGUGAGCAUCCCAGGAACAUCAACGUUUUUUAUUUCCAAAAUACAAAACUGGUUUACGGGUCAUUGGUCUAAGACACAUGGCCAAGUGAUGCUGUUCUACUUAAAGGAAACGCAUAGGCUGCAUGUGUUUCUACAACCACGCAAUGUGGAUCCCAGAGAAGUGAGAAAAUGUAAUAAAGAUUAUACACUAAUCCAAUCAGCUUGUGAAUGCAUGCUCACAUAUAAUUGUGAGUACAGCAUGUCCUGUGAUCCUGCUGAGGAACAUGAACUUUCAGAGAGGCCAGUAUCAAUGAUACAACCGUCGUGUCUGGUCUCGUUGUUCGAUGCUGAACUCACCUGACUACCUACCUGUGGAUACUUACCUGAUUAUCCCGUCUCGAACUGUCCAGGCUUCAGUCCUCAGUCUACAGACUCAGAGCAUCUCCCAGCCAUCCCGUUCACCAGUCUUGUCUUCACUCUGUCUGCAACAAAUUACAAAUUAUGGGAUCCAACUCACCAUCUGUCUUCCAGGGCUUCAUGAACGAGGUGUUCCAGGAAUUCCUCCAUCAUUUCGUCAUUGUCUAUAUUGACGACAUCCUCAUAUUUUCCUGGAAUUUCCUUCCUGGGAUUUGCAAAUUUCUACAGGAGAUUCAUCCAUAACUUUGGUACCACUCAGUUCACCACUCACUUCCCUGCUUUGCAAUGGGCCCAGGUCUCUGCUGUCAGCAUUCCACCAACUGAAGACAGCCUUCUGUACAGCUCCUAUCCUGAUCCAUCCAGAUCCAGAACUCUCCUUCAUCAUCAAGGUUGACAACUUUACCAGGGUAAGAGCUGUACUAUCUCAGCGGCAGGGUGAGCCUCCCAGACUCCAUCCAUGCGCCUUCUUCUCUAAGAAACUGUCCCUGGGGGAGCAUAACUAUGAAAUCGGAAAUUGACUGCUGGCUAUCAAACUGGCCUUAGAAAGGCCAGUUUGGGAAGUCUCCCAACUAGCCACCAGUAACAGCUGAAAAUUAGCAAAAGUCCCACGCUGUCUUCCUCAGGGUAAACAUUUGCUACUCCCUGUUCCAAGUCAACCAUGGUCCCACAUAAGUAUCGACUUCCAACUUCUUACGAGUUAGUGUCAGUUUAACAUCUGGAUAUCAUCCACAAUAAAAUGGCUAGACUGAAUGGAAGAUACAGGAAAUCAGGAGAUACCUGCGGUGGUAACGUACCUGUACAAUUCUGUCUUGAACUGUCCAGUCUUCUGUUUUCUUCAGUCUUCAGCAUCAGUGCAUCGUCCAGUCACCCGGUUCGCUAUUCACCUCGACUCACUAUCUGCAACAGAUAAGAGCUGUCACUUCUCUGCUAGUAUCACCCCAUUGAUCUGCUACCCAGUUACUCACCUUGUUUCUCACCUGGUGUUUCAAUAAACUUUGUUUUGAUAUUACCUGUCUUUGCAUUCUUCUGUUCAGUGACACUACCAUACAUAAUAUUAUGAAAAGAUUCUCAGGCAAUCCAGAGAAAUCUCCAUGUAGGGGAAGGCAGGAAACCUCUGUUGAAUGUGUGUGACCUUCAAAUCCUCAGACAGCAUUGCAUGAGAAACUGUCAUGCUGCUGUGUUAAAUAUAGCCACAUGGGCUCUGGAGUACUUUGGAAAAGUGUUGUCACUUAACAACCUGCCGCUGCAUCAAGAAAAGCAAACUGAAUCUCUGUUAUGCAAGGAGAAAGCUAUACAUCAGUUCUUUGCAGAGAUGGUGCAGAGUUCUCUGGGCCCGAGCUCAUCUCAGAUGGUCCAAAAGACAGUGGAAAUGUGUGCUGUGGUCAGAUGAGUCCACGUUUCAGCUUGUUUUUGGAAAAAAACAGACAUUGAGUUCUUAGUAGAUGAAAGAGACCAUCUAGACUUUAAUCAGGUGCAAAAGCCUGUCAUGGUGUGGGGGUGCGUUAGUGCAAACGGCAUGGGUGACUUGCUUAUGUGUGAAGGAAUCAUUGACAUGGAGGUGUAUUUUGGGAUUAUAAAGUGACAUAUAUUAAUAUAUCUCUGUAUAAUCCCAAAUGUCCCAAUGUACUAUAUAAUUUCAGUCGAAGAAAUCGUGGCCUAAUGGUUGGAGAGUCAGACUGGUAACCUGAAGGUUGUGGGUUCAGUUCUCAAUACUGGCAGAAAAUGACUGCCCUCGAGCAAGGCACCUAACCCCCAAUCUCUUUCCGGUCGCCACAGCACUGCUCCGAGUGUGUGUGUGUGUGUGUGUGUGUGUGUGUGUUCACUACUCUCUACUGAUAAUGUGUAUGUACACUAACUUGGAUGGGUUAAAUGCAGAGGACAAAUUCUGAGUAUGGGUUACUGUUACCAUACUUGUCCUUCACAUGUCACUUUCACAUUAAUUUGUUAAACAGUUUCUUGUUAGUUAAUAGAAGUUACUACUAGAAUGUUGUUAAUAUUGUAUAACUCAUUUGUUCUCAUGUAGUUAUUCAUUAAUGACGGAAAAUGUUUCUAAAGUUUUAGUCUUUUUUUUUGGAGUGUGUUGCAGCCAUCAAAAUCAAAAUUUGUGUAUAUUCACAAAAUACAGUUAGGUUGGUCAGUGAAAACAUCUUUUCUUUGUACUUUUGUCAGUUAAAUAAAGGUUCUUGAUUUUAUUGCAUUUUGCAAUAUAUCUAACUUUUCUGGAAAUGGAGUUGUAUUUAGUUUAUCUACCUUUAUGUCUAUCCUUAUCUACCUAAAUGUCUUGAAAUUAUCCAUAGCAUCUAAAACCUCAGUUUUUUAGGUUUUCAGUGUUGUGCUCAGUAUUGUAAUUCAAAAUUACUGAUAUGCAUGUCUAUGCAUGUUUUUCUGCAUUGCUGCAUGGUUCAAAGUAUCAAUAUACUUUAAAUUGAGGCCAGCAGGGGGUGCUCACUGUGUGGUCUGUGUGGGUCCUAACACCCCAUUAUAGUGAUGGGGACACUAUACUGUCAAAAAGCACCUUCCUUCGGAUGAGACGUUAAACCGAGGUCCUGACUCUCUGUGGUCGUUAAAAAUCCCAGGAUGUCCUUCGAAAAGAGUAGGGGUAUAACCCCGACAUCCAGGCUACAUUUGCCCAUUGGCCUCUGUCCAUCAUGGCCUCCUAAUCCUCCCCAUAUAUACUGAUUGGCUUCAUCACUCUGUCUCCUCUCCACCAAUAAGCUGGUGUGUGGUGGGAUUUCUGGCACAAUAUGGCUGCCGUCGCAUCAUCCAUGUGGUGCUGCACAUUGGUGGUGGUUGAGGAGAUUCCCCCUUCCAUAUGUAAAGUGCUUUGAGUACCCAGAAAAGUGCUAUAUAAAUGUAAGGAAUUAUUAUUAUUAUUAUUAUAUCUGCCCAUUCCAAUUAUCACAAGAAUGCCCAAUAAUCUCAGACAACUCAAACCAGCCAUUAUAAUUAAAUCUAACUGCCUUUAAGCCUUUGAACCAAAUUAGUCAGAGAUUAAUUAUGAUUAGAUCUGGAAUAUGUCAUUAAAUGGGUUACGAAGAAUGUUAGAAAUUUAUCCUAAAAAUACUUUCCAGUUUUCUGUACAGCCGUGGCCAAAAGCAGUAUUGGCAGUGACAAAAAUUGUGUUUUGCAAAGUUUGCUGCUUAUUGUUGCAAUUGUGUGUUUAUUGUCGUCACAUUUAAUCAGUCACAGCGUUUAUUCACCCGCUGCUACAGCACAUAGCUGGAUGCCUUUGUCCAUAUAAGGGAUUUUCUGGAACGUCAUAAGUUAGUACUUCUACAAAUCCAUUUUAUACUUUCUGUGAGAGAGUGCCCUCUGGCUUCGAGUAUGAAUGAAACAUAUGUUACACAAGAGUGUUAGUGCUCCAUAAUGUUCAGAUCGUCUCGUUUCGGAUAAGAAUAAAAUGACCGGUCAUACAUGGA